AUGCUUCCUGUCAGAAAGAAAUUCUUACAGCUGCUGUACCGGAAACCAGAGAAACUGGAAAUGCUUUUUCAAAUACCUAUUUACCAAAAACAAGUCCCACAUAUGUGUCUGGCUACCUCCACCUGUCUUUAUAGUAAGAAGAAAAAAACCAACAGUUAUGAACAUGUUGACCAAGAAAAAUACAAGAACUUGGUUUACUCUGUUACAUCUUACAAAACCAGUGCCCAAACACCAGAGACGAUACUUGAAGAAGACAAUUUGUUGUAUGGGCCACCACUAAAACACAGCCUUCAAGUUAAAGCAGAAACAAAACUUCCCAAGAACUGGAUGCCUUUAAUAAACCCCAACAAGAGAAUUUCCCAUCUCAGCAGUGAUUCAAACCUCCCCGUGAAAAUCACUUUGCAAGGAACGAAAAUGCCCAGUGUUACCCGUAUCCUUCAACAGACUGUUUCUCCACUGCAAGCCUUUUAUCUGGAAAGAUGGAAGCAGAGAAUGAUACAGGAACUUGGAAAAGAUGGUUUUGCAGAGUAUACUAAAAAUCUUUUCCACCAAGGAGAGCUUUUUCAUGCAGCUUUGGAAUCCAUCUUAUUGCCUGAAGAAACAGCAACUAAGGAGCAGAGAGAAAAUGCUGCAAUUUCUGGCUACUUAUCCAGCGUGCAGCAUGUCUUAGAAGAUAUUGGAGAGGUGAAAGCUCUGGAAAGUGCUGUUCAGCAUGAGACUCUUCAGUAUCUGGGCCUGGUGGACUGCGUGGCUAUGUAUCGAGGCCAGUUGUGUGUGAUUGACUGGAAAACUUCAGAGAAACCAAAGCCAUUUCUGAAGAAUACUUUUGACAACCCACUUCAGGUUGCAGCAUAUAUUGGAGCCAUAAACCAUGAUGCUAAUUAUGACUUCCAGGUUAGGUGUGGGCUCAUCGUGGUUGCCUACAAGGAUGGCUCCCCUGCUCAUCCACAUUUCAUGGGUCCUGAGCUGUGCUCCCAGUACUGGAAGAAGUGGCUUUUGCGCCUCGAAGAGUACAUGGACAAAAACUGAUGCCAA
Messenger RNA from Indicator indicator, 1035 nucleotides. It is a transcript of the gene MGME1, whose product is annotated as mitochondrial genome maintenance exonuclease 1. Gene Ontology annotation, biological process: mitochondrial DNA replication. The transcript has 4 exons. The record is from RefSeq and is a predicted model, not a curated record. The coding region runs from base 1 to 1029 and encodes 342 amino acids. NCBI's taxonomy places the organism in Eukaryota, Metazoa, Chordata, Aves, Piciformes, Indicatoridae. Gene Ontology annotation, molecular function: single-stranded DNA exodeoxyribonuclease activity. Gene Ontology annotation, cellular component: mitochondrion.